Molecule: messenger RNA, 1416 nt
Organism: Salmo salar (Atlantic salmon)
Lineage: Eukaryota; Metazoa; Chordata; Actinopteri; Salmoniformes; Salmonidae
Biological process (GO): regulation of transcription by RNA polymerase II
Molecular function (GO): DNA-binding transcription factor activity, RNA polymerase II-specific; RNA polymerase II cis-regulatory region sequence-specific DNA binding
Source: RefSeq, a predicted model, not a curated record
AGGAGUACAAAAAAAAAAGACUAACACGGAAGUAGGAUUGUAGACGACUUUAUUUUCCAUUGCUUAUGUGGAGAAAAUAAGAUCCCCUGGCUGAACGGAAUAGGCUGCACAACUAUAAUUCGACUAAAAAUGUCUAAACUACAGUUGUUGCAUGUGUUUUUAAAUGAGCGUUUAACGGCGGCUGUUGUGGAGAUUGUCGGGGCAGUUGAGAAAACGGUAGCGGAGUACCAGGAGGAAAAUGAUCGGCUACGGAGAAUGCUGCGGAUCACACAGGAGAUAAAACUAUGUAAAAUAGGCUCCCUGCCUCUCUCUCUUGCUGGAUCUGAAGAGGCGGUUCCCCCUGAGCAGCAGCACUGUGAGCAGGAGUGGAAUCCCAGUUUGGGGCAGGAGGACCCAAAGCCCACACAGAUUAUAGAGGAAGAGCAGAUUCAAGGGCUGGAGCCUGAUAUCAUAGAGUUCAAAUUCACUCCUUCCUGUGUGAAAAGUGAAUGUGAUCAGGAGGACCCACUUUGGUCCUUGACUCUUCCUAAAACCCAGAUUGUGGAGCACGUAGAUAUUGACUCUAAACAAGUGGAUCCUGAACCUUUUGCCACUGUGACCCACCUAAAGGGUUUCGAAAUUUCCUGUGACCCUCCAGAUAAUCAGAACAAUGCCUCCAUCCACAGCUCAGCCAUAAGAAGCAACCCAGUAGGACUUGACAGCAGCCCACCAUUGGAUCCCAGCCCACCAUUGGCUCCGACCCCACCAAUGGAGAAACCCUGCAACUUCCCCUUUUAUGGCAAGACAUUCAAACAAAAAGGAAAUCUGUCCAUGCACAUGAGUAUUCACACAGGAGAGACACCAUUUAGCUGUGGUGACUGUGGGAAGUGCUUUAUUCAGAAGGGGGACCUAAGAAGACAUAUACUGACUCACACAGGAGAGAAACCAUUUAGCUGUAAUUUUUGCAGUAAAAGCUUCAAUCAGAAGGGGGACUUAAGGAGGCAUAUACUGACUCACACAGGAGAGAAACCGUUUAGCUGUGGUGACUGUGGGAAAAGCUUCAGUCAGAAGGGCGACCUAAGGAGGCAUAUACUGACUCACACAGGAGAGAAACCAUUUAGCUGUGGUGACUGUGGGAAAAGCUUCCGUCUCAAGGGGAACCUAACCACUCAUACACUCACUCACAAAGGAGUGAAACAACAUGGCUGUGCAGUCUGUGGUUUAAGAUUCACUCAUAAGGCGUAUCUGCUGAAGCAUGUGCAUAAAGUCCACAAAGAAAGAAAACAGGAUGAAAACUGAAAGGAAAGACAAUUAGGACAAAGACAUCUGUCAGAAGAUGGGAAUAAAAAAAACAGGAUGUGUAUAACACUCCUAGGAAAGCAAAGCAACUCUGGAUCAUUCAUGUUCUGCGUUACAGAUAAAUAGAUGUGUGAUUCA